AUGAGCUCCGGUCAGGACAGCGAUCUGAAGUUACCCAUCCAGGAGGUGCAUGAGAUGGAAAGUUUGUCGAAUAAGAACGCCUGGGAUAACGCAGCAUACGAGGGCUCGCCUCCGAACUCCCCUUUCAAAGUGCAGGCUAUCUACAAUCCCAGCUCUUUCCCAAGCAACCCUUACGGAUGCGAGGAGCCCCCCGUGUACCCGGAAAAGAGCCAGUCUUCCUCGGGAUUUUGCACAGCUCUGAGUAACGGAAUUCGCAGUUUGUGGGGCACAAAGCUGACUGAGAACCUAAGCAACAACCCGGAGCUGUACAUCAGGAGAACUUUACGUGAAUUACUCGUUUAUAUCGUUUUCCUUGUGGACAUUUGUUUGUUGACUUAUGGAAUGACCAGUUCAAAUACCUACUACUACACCAAGGUUAUGUCAGAUCUCUUCCUCUCAACAGCAGUAGAUACACAGGUCACCUUCCAAACGAUCCACAGCAUGAAUGACUUUUGGGAUUAUGCACAGGGUCCAUUGCUGAACGGAUUGUACUGGACCAAAUGGUACAACAGUGAUCUGAUCUCACAUGGUCCUCAUUCAUUUAUUUACUAUGAGAACAUGCUUCUGGGUGUUCCCCGAAUCCGACAGAUCAAAGUCAUGAAUAAUUCCUGUGUAGUCCAUAAGGACUUUCGAAAAGACAUCAUUGGAUGCUAUGAUAUCUAUACAACAGACAAUGAAAAUAAAUCGCCAAUCAAAAAUGGAAGUGCGUGGAUUUACUACUCUGAGAAAGAACUUGGAGGUUCCUCGCACUGGGGUAAAAUAACUGUCUACAGUGGUGGUGGCUAUUACCAGGAUCUCAAGACAAGCCUGAAUGAAAGUGCUGCAAUUCUGCAAGAUCUGAAGGACAACUUGUGGCUGGACAGGGGAACUCGUGCCAUCUUCAUUGAUUUCUCAGUGUACAAUGCCAACAUUAACCUCUUCUGUGUUAUAAGGCUUGUGGUGGAAUUCCCUGCCACAGGUGGUGCAAUACCUUCCUCACAGUUCCGCACAGUGAAACUGAUCCGUUACAUCAACAACUGGGAUUUCUUUAUCAUAGCCUGUGAAAUUAUCUUCUGUAUCUUCAUCCUCUAUUACAUUGUGGAAGAAAUACUGGAACUUAGGCUUCAUAAGCUACAGUACUUCAAAUGCAUUUGGAAUUGCUUGGACCUGGUGGUAAUUCUGCUCUCCUUGCUCUCGAUAGGAUUCCACAUCUUCCGCACCAUUAAAGUGAACAUAUUAAUGGGAGCACUGCUGACCGACCCAGAAUCCUAUGCUGACUUUGAGUUCUUGGCAUUUUGGCAGACCCAGUACAAUAAUAUGAAUGCCGUCAACUUGUUCUUUGCUUGGAUCAAGAUCUUCAAAUAUAUUAGCUUUAACAAGACAAUGACCCAGCUGUCGUCAACUCUAGCUCGAUGUGCCAAAGACAUUCUUGGCUUUGCAAUUAUGUUUUUCAUUGUUUUCUUCGCCUAUGCUCAGUUGGGAUAUCUUCUGUUUGGAACCCAAGUGCAAAACUUCAGUACCUUUCUCAAGUGCAUCUUCACUCAAUUUCGAAUAAUCCUUGGAGACUUCAACUUUGAUGAGAUAGACAAUGCCAACAGAAUCUUGGGUCCAAUUUAUUUUGUCACCUAUGUUUUCUUUGUCUUCUUUGUGUUGCUGAAUAUGUUCCUGGCCAUUAUAAAUGAUACAUACUCAGAGGUGAAGGCAGAUCUUUCCAAUCAGAAAAGUGAACUUCAGAUUACAGACAUCAUUAAACAGGGCUAUAAUAAGGCUUUGAUGAAAUUGAAGCUGAAAAAAGAACGAAUUUCUGAUGUGCAGAAAACUCUUCAGAGUGGAUCCAAGAAGCUGGAUUUUGAAGAUUUUAGAAGCAAUCUUAAGGACUUGGGCCACUCUGACCAAGAGAUCAAUGAUACUUUUGCAAGAUAUGACCAUGAUGACAAUAAAGUCCUGGAUGAAGAAGAGCAGAUGAGGAUGAGAAAUGAAUUAGAAGAAAAGAAGAUCGCUCUGAAUGCUGAGAUAGAGAAGUUGGGAAAGAACAUGGACAAGUCAACAGUUUUCAACCGUUCUGCUGACUUUGAUAAUGUGAAGAACAACAGCAACAAACCAAACGGCAGUGUGACCAAGGAGGAGUUCCAGGCGUUGGAACGCCAGGUUGUUCAACUCGAACAUUCCAUAAGGAACAUUAUAUCUAAAGUUCAUGCGAUCUCUGCUAAACUUGAGACAAUGGAAAAAGGAAAAGACACAAAGGGAAAGUUGCUACAGAGUAUCCCAGAGAAUGAAAAAUGUGAUCCAAUGGAGAACCUGUAACAUUCAAGAAAGAGAAG
Molecule: messenger RNA, 2339 nt
Organism: Hypanus sabinus (Atlantic stingray)
Lineage: Eukaryota; Metazoa; Chordata; Chondrichthyes; Myliobatiformes; Dasyatidae
Gene: pkd2l1
Product: polycystic kidney disease 2-like 1
Exons: 15
Coding region: 1-2322 (773 amino acids)
Biological process (GO): potassium ion transmembrane transport; detection of mechanical stimulus
Cellular component (GO): membrane
Molecular function (GO): calcium-activated potassium channel activity; muscle alpha-actinin binding; sodium channel activity
Source: RefSeq, a predicted model, not a curated record